GGGGAGAAAGAGGCAGGAGGCUCUGCCUCUGGUCCCCGAGCUGUGUGCUCCCAGCCACUGGUCGCUCCUCUGCCCAAGGGUCUGGGCUGGGGGAUAAGAUGAGCGAGAGGCGAAGAUCGGCGGUGGCCCUCAGCUCCCGAGCGCACGCUUUCUCAGUAGAAGCCUUGAUCGGGACAAAUAAAAAGAGGAAACUGCGAGACUGGGAGGACAAGGGGCUGGAUUUGUCCAUGGAAAGCCUCAGCCCCAAUGGCCAGCUGGGGGACAAUGAAGACCCGACUCAGUGCCUGGACCUCAACCCCGACUCAGAACAGAGCACUGGGUCAGACACAGAGGUGCUGGCAGAAAGGACAUCCUGCUCAUUUGGCUCCCAUUCUGAUCUUACAUCUGGUGGCUCAGGCCCUCAGCCUCCUCCACCUUCAUCCAUGGAAGAGAUCCAGGUAGAGCUGCAGUGUGCGGACCUCUGGAAAAGAUUUCAUGACAUUGGGACAGAGAUGAUCAUCACGAAAGCAGGCAGAUGGCUCAAACGAAAAUGUCGAUGGCCAGGAUUGGUAGUAAGACUGGAAAAAGUCAUCAGUGAGUGA
Molecule: messenger RNA, 581 nt
Organism: Hirundo rustica (Barn swallow)
Lineage: Eukaryota; Metazoa; Chordata; Aves; Passeriformes; Hirundinidae
Gene: TBX15
Product: T-box transcription factor 15
Exons: 3
Coding region: 99-581 (160 amino acids)
Biological process (GO): positive regulation of DNA-templated transcription; regulation of transcription by RNA polymerase II; cell fate specification
Cellular component (GO): nucleus
Molecular function (GO): RNA polymerase II cis-regulatory region sequence-specific DNA binding; DNA-binding transcription factor activity, RNA polymerase II-specific
Source: RefSeq, a predicted model, not a curated record